Molecule: messenger RNA, 1011 nt
Organism: Phaeoacremonium minimum UCRPA7
Lineage: Eukaryota; Fungi; Ascomycota; Sordariomycetes; Togniniales; Togniniaceae
Product: putative methylitaconate delta2-delta3-isomerase protein
Exons: 1
Coding region: 1-1011 (336 amino acids)
Source: RefSeq, a predicted model, not a curated record
AUGGGCUCGCCUGAUGGUUAUGGUCGUCAACUCAAUGGGAUGGGCUCUGGGAUCUCCUCUACAUCCAAGAUUUGCGUGCUAUCACCCACCGACCGGGAGGAUGCAGACGUCGAAUUCACGUUCGUUCAGGUCGGCAUCAAGGACGGCACACUUGACAUGGCUGGCAAUUGCGGGAAUAUGAGCUCAAUAGUUGGACCUGUAGCCUUUGACGAAGGCUACAUAGGCAAGACUGUUAAGAACGUCACGGCAGAUGAGAAUGGACAGAUGACUGCUAUGGUCAAAAUAUACAACACUAAUACCUCUAAGGUUAUCCACUCGCGCUUCAGGGUCGUAGGAGAUCCGCUAAGGUACUGCCCUGAUGGCGAUUACGAGAUGGAUGGGGUCCCUGGGACGAACUCGCGAAUCACGCUGAGCUUCCUCAGCCCAGCAGGUGCGAAGACAGGAAAGGCGUUACCAACUGGUAACCCUGUGGACAUUCUCGAACUCCCCGACGGAAACACUAUCGAGGCCUCGUUAGUGGAUGUUUCCAACCCUGGAGUCUUCGUGCGUGUGUCUGACCUCCCAGUCCAAAACAUCUCAUCCCUUAAUCCAGCAUCUAUCGAGGCAGAUCCUGAGCUAAAGCUCAGGCUCGAGCAAAUCAGACAAGCAGGGACCAGCAAGAUGGGUCUCGACCCUCAAAUUCAGAGCGUGCCGAAAAUAGUUAUGAUAUUCCCUCAGUCAGAGAUCAGCUCUGACAGCGCAGACAUUGACAUUAAGGUCCAGGCCAUGUCCAUGGGUCAGGCUCACAAGGCUGUCCCUCUGACACUUGCGCUAUGCUUAGGUGCCGCAACUAAUAUUCCUGGGACCAUUCCGGCACAGAUUGCUCGCUCCAUGAAUCAGAGGGGCUCAACAGUGAUUGGGCAUCCCAGUGGCAACGUGGAGAUAGGAGCCACUAUGGCCGGUGAUGAGAUUGCCUCUGCCGAGCUCCUCCGGACGGCGCGAGUUCUUAUGAAGGGAGAUGUUUACUUCUGA